UGAUAGAAGGAAACAUAACCUCGAUGCGGAUGUUCGUAUAUUUUCUCGAUUGAAACGUCAAGCUGCGACUAAAAGCGCAUGAGAUACCCUGUUGUAAUCGUAAAUAAUAUUUGUAAAUAAUAUUCUUUUGUAUUUCCACGUAUCACAAAAUAUUACGGCUGUUAUUUGAACAAUAAUACUGACCAGAUUUAACUAAUUCUUAUUAUUUUUCGUAAUUUAAUAUGUAAACAUACUGAAAUAACAUACGGAAACCUUGGUAAUUUAUACCGGUAAAAUUGCACAACGUUAAAGUAGCGAGAGAAACUAUGACAUCGAUCGCGGAAAAUGUGGAGGAAAAAAUACAAGAGGAUCCAAUCCGUUGUAUAUUUUUCUCCGAAUUUCAUCAUAUAGCAGGACCUAAAAUUACAUGUCAGGUACCCGACAAUUUUAUAUCCAAGGAUAUUUUUGACAAUGUCAGCGUUUAUAUCAUACCAAAGGCCCAACUACAAAGGAGCACUAUCACAGUAACCUUGAAAGACUAUAAAAUCUUGGGGUUUCCUGUGAAGAUCGAUGAUAAGAAAUAUGCAAGAAAUGCAUUUUACUUCAACUUGUGCUUUGUUUGUGACGCAAAAGCUCGUACUGUUCAUUAUGAGCCAGUGGUUAAGAAAAUGUCAGACUUCUUGAUGGCUUUGGAAAUAGAAAAUUGUUUCUUAUCUGCCUCAGAUGAUAAGACCAGAUUAGCAGAGGUGCUCGCGCAGGUCAAGCAGGACUUAAAUCUGCACAAGAUGUGUACACUGACCGAAGGGACAAUGACAUCUCAUUUAAAGGUAGUGAAAUUAGCACCCGAGCCAAAGCCGGUCCUCGAUCACCAAGUACCGAUAUUCUUGGAGAGCAGAGAGGCGUUUCACAGCGACCAGUGGGACCUAACUACGCAACAAGUAUUACCUUACGUCGACGGCUUCAACCAUGUGGCGCGCAUAGCGGCUGAAGCCGAUGUGGAGAAUAAUCUAGUCAAGAGCUGUGUGCAAAAUCUUGUAUAUUACGGGGUUGUGACUCUGAUACCGAUAUUUCAAUACAGUAACGUUUACGCCGCGACCCCGAAGCUCAAGCAGCUCGCGGAGGAUGUUAAGUUACAGGAGAGGUGUAUAGCGUACGCUUCGAAACUGCCCAGGCAGCCUGCGUACCUCAGGGACAUAUAUCGUAUGUACGCGAGCAUGACUCACGGCAACAGUAUGAGAGACCUGUGUCAGCGUCUCAACCCGCAGAUGCUGCGAAUAAACGAGAGGAGGCUGGUGCAGUUCGGCCUGAUCGAAGGGCUCAUCAGGAGAGUGUACAACUAUCCUGUGCUCCUCGUCCCUAGCGCAUCUUGCAGCGAGGAAACGAAGAAUCACGCGGUCUACAAGUACUUCACCGGUGCGUACAGCCUCGACGAGAUAUGUUGCCGAACAGAAAUAAUGAUGAUGACAAAGCACACGGAGCCUCGGGUAAUUUCGAAACGAGUGCACAUAUGGUAGAUAGCGAGGCUUGACGUGGCGUUCGUGGAUUCAUUGACCUUUGACAACAAGCGCAUAAUGGGUAGUUGAAACGCACAUACAAUGGUAAGUACGGAGAUAAUCGUAAAAGUAUCGCGCAAAAUGAUACGCAAGAUGCGAUAUAAUAACUUAUUAUUAACUUAUUAUUUAAAUUAUUCCAUUCCCAUUCAGGAAAAUUCGUCGCGAUAUCGCAAAUGAGUUUCGCAGAAUGCAUCACGCACUGCGAAAAAGAUUUCUCCAAAUUUAAUCAAUUUUAUCGCAUCCAAACAAAUUUCAUCACUGGCAUGCUCCAGAGGAAC
Messenger RNA from Dinoponera quadriceps, 1810 nucleotides. RefSeq names its product nitrogen permease regulator 2-like protein (gene Nprl2). Gene Ontology annotation, cellular component: GATOR1 complex; vacuolar membrane. Lineage: Eukaryota; Metazoa; Arthropoda; Insecta; Hymenoptera; Formicidae. The transcript has 9 exons. The record is from RefSeq and is a predicted model, not a curated record. The coding region runs from base 306 to 1493 and encodes 395 amino acids. Gene Ontology annotation, molecular function: GTPase activator activity. Gene Ontology annotation, biological process: cellular response to amino acid starvation; positive regulation of autophagy; negative regulation of TORC1 signaling.